AUGAGCGUACUGACAGUUGUUGGGUCUAAUAUCCCAGAUCCAACACUCCCCUACGACUAUUCACGUACUCACGCCCCCAAUCCUGCCACAUUACCAAUCCGACCCGCCCAAUCCACGCCUCCAGGCGCUUACACCCGCAGCGAACGCAGGGCUGACAAUCCGACGACAAAUUCUCAAUCAACACCUUCACCCCGGCUGGGCAGCCACCAGCACUCUCGGACCAUCUCUUCCAGCUCAAGCGCCGCCGUUCCCUACCGACUUCCUUCCUCUUUUCCCACGCAACCCCCUUCCGCUCACGCUCGAGUCACUUCAUCCUCACAUUCCCGCCAAUCUUCCGCCUCUUACACCAUGAACAUGCAGCGACAAGGCACCACGGCGUCGGCCAACAGCCUCCCACGACGCUCUACAUCUGGUCGAUCAACCUUGACCAACAGCCCCACCUCAUAUGUCGCACUGAUGCGGAAACAAAAGGCCACAGUAUGGUGCGAUCGAGCGCAAAGUACGGAUCCGCGGUUAGCAGCUGCACAAAAGGCAGCCAAACAGAGAGCCGCGCUUGAGGUGCAAAGUGUCAACAAUUCCGGGCGGACAAGCACUCUAAGUUCAGGCGGGGUUGUCGGCAAAAUCAGGCACGGCGGCGUGCCAAAAGCGCCAGGGUAUGUCCCGGCUAAUUUGAAUGGGACGUCGGUACCUCUUCGACUUAGUGCGAACGAAAUGCUGGGUGACGACGAAGAAGCUCAGAGUUUGGGUGACAACAGUAUGAGACACGCCCGGACAGGGAGUGGCCGAAGCAGUACAAACAGCGCCAAAUACCGCAGCGGAUAUCCCAGACCAGAUCCAGCCCGGUUCAGCAGUACGAGCACACCUCCGAGUGGCGAAGGCUCACCCAGUCGAGGUAUUCCAGAACAUUCAGAAACGCCCGCCAGCCAGCAAGAAGACCGAGAUGACGAAGAUUCCUUUGGCGAACUGAAGGACCUUUCUGGACCCAGUUCUGUUCAGAGAGCCAUGGAGCAGGCUAAAGUGGCCGAAGACCUGCGGCGGCGAGGCAGCGUGGACGAACGGACCAUGAGCAUGGGAGCAGGCGUUCGAUUAUUCGUGGCAAACCCUGAUAUUGAGGAUUAA
Messenger RNA from Exophiala spinifera, 1119 nucleotides. RefSeq lists its product as uncharacterized. The record is from RefSeq and is a predicted model, not a curated record. NCBI's taxonomy places the organism in Eukaryota, Fungi, Ascomycota, Eurotiomycetes, Chaetothyriales, Herpotrichiellaceae. The transcript has a single exon. Bases 1 to 1119 code for a protein of 372 amino acids.